CGGGGCUGUGAAUGAAGCUCGCCGGCUACGUGGGGCGCUAGCUCAACUUGGUGUUCUGAACGCCAGAGCCGAGAGAGCGCUUGGCCUGCCAGUGGCAGACACAAGCUCCACGCUGCUGACCUCGGCGAAAGGUUUGGGGUGUGAGCAUCUGGAAGAGAGUAAGGCUAUACUGCUGGUGUUCCACUUAUAUCCCAUUCAAGCUUUCCAACAACACUGGGGUCUCUGGGAAACUCUGAGCCUGUGACCCCAACGUGGGAGUGGAUAGGAUCAACAUGGCCAUGUGGCAGGGUGCUGUGCUGUAUACUGGAGCUACAGUGGAGCCAUGGAUAAUAGAGGAUUUCAACAGGGGAGUUUCAAUAGCUUCCAGAGCAGCUCCAGUGAUGAAGACCUGAUGGACAUACCAGAGUCAGCUAUGGAUUUCUCCAUGAGAGAUGAUGUUCCUCCAUUAGAUGGAGAAAUAGAAGAGGAAAGGUCAUACAAUGGUGGAGGAAUAGGUUCUUCAAAUAGGAUGAUGGACUUCUUGGAGGAGCCAAUCCCUGGUGUGGGGACCUAUGAUGAUUUCAAUACAAUUGACUGGGUGAGAGAGAAGUCUCGAGACCGGGAUAGGCACCGAGAGAUUACCAAUAAAAGCAAAGAAUCAACAUGGGCCUUAAUUCACAGUGUGAGUGAUGCCUUUUCUGGCUGGUUGUUGAUGCUCCUUAUUGGGCUUUUAUCAGGUUCCUUAGCUGGCUUGAUAGACAUUUCUGCUCAUUGGAUGACAGACUUAAAAGAAGGUAUAUGCACAGAGGGAUUGUGGUUUAACCACGAACACUGCUGCUGGGACUCCAAGAAUGUCACCUUUGAAGACAAAGACAAAUGCCCAAAGUGGAAUAGCUGGUCCCAGCUUCUCAUCAGCACAGAUGAGGGAGCCUUUGCCUACAUAGUCAAUUAUUUUAUGUACGUCCUCUGGGCUCUCCUAUUUGCCUUUCUUGCCGUGUCUCUUGUCAAGGUGUUUGCGCCUUACGCCUGUGGCUCUGGAAUCCCUGAGAUAAAAACUAUUUUGAGUGGUUUUAUUAUUAGGGGCUAUUUGGGUAAGUGGACCCUGAUUAUCAAAACCAUCACACUGGUGCUGGCAGUGUCUUCUGGCUUGAGCCUGGGCAAAGAGGGCCCCCUAGUGCACGUGGCUUGCUGCUGUGGGAACAUCUUGUGCCACUGCUUCAACAAAUACAGGAAGAAUGAAGCCAAGCGCAGAGAGGUCUUGUCGGCUGCAGCAGCAGCUGGUGUAUCUGUUGCCUUUGGAGCACCUAUUGGCGGAGUAUUAUUCAGCCUAGAAGAGGUCAGCUACUAUUUUCCCCUCAAAACGCUGUGGCGUUCAUUCUUUGCAGCUUUGGUGGCAGCAUUUACUCUACGUUCCAUCAAUCCAUUUGGGAACAGCCGUCUGGUUCUAUUUUACGUGGAGUUUCACACCCCGUGGCAUCUCUUUGAGCUUGUGCCAUUCAUUCUGCUGGGCAUAUUUGGUGGUCUGUGGGGAGCUUUAUUUAUCCGCACAAACAUUGCCUGGUGUCGGAAGCGUAAGACCACCCAGUUGGGCAAGUAUCCUGUCAUAGAGGUACUUGUGGUUACAGCCAUCACUGCCAUCCUGGCUUUCCCCAAUGAAUACACCCGGAUGAGUACAAGUGAGCUCAUUUCUGAACUGUUUAAUGACUGUGGUCUUCUGGACUCCUCUAAGCUCUGUGAUUAUGAGAACCAUUUUAACACAAGCAAGGGGGAUGAAUUACCUGACAGACCUGCUGGUGCGGGAGUCUAUAGUGCCAUGUGGCAGCUGGCCUUAACACUCAUAAUGAAAAUUGUCAUUACCAUAUUCACCUUUGGCAUGAAGAUCCCUUCUGGCCUCUUUAUCCCUAGCAUGGCUGUUGGUGCUAUAGCAGGUCGACUUUUAGGAGUAGGAAUGGAACAACUGGCCUAUUAUCACCAUGACUGGGGCAUCUUCAAUAGCUGGUGUAGCCAAGGAGCUGAUUGCAUUACUCCUGGUCUUUAUGCGAUGGUUGGUGCUGCAGCCUGCUUAGGUGGAGUAACUCGGAUGACCGUUUCUCUUGUUGUCAUAAUGUUUGAACUAACUGGUGGCUUGGAAUACAUUGUGCCUCUCAUGGCUGCAGCAAUGACAAGCAAGUGGGUAGCAGAUGCUCUUGGGCGGGAGGGCAUCUAUGAUGCCCACAUUCGUCUCAAUGGAUACCCCUUUCUUGAAGCCAAAGAAGAGUUUGCUCAUAAGACCCUGGCAAUGGAUGUGAUGAAACCCCGGAGAAAUGAUCCUUUGUUGACUGUCCUUACUCAGGACAGUAUGACUGUGGAAGAUGUAGAGACUAUAAUCAGUGAAACCACUUACAGUGGCUUCCCAGUAGUGGUGUCCCGGGAGUCCCAAAGGCUUGUGGGUUUUGUCCUCCGAAGAGAUCUCAUUAUUUCAAUUGAAAAUGCUCGAAAAAAGCAGGAUGGAGUUGUGAGCACAUCCAUCAUUUAUUUCACUGAGCAUUCUCCUCCAAUGCCACCAUACACUCCACACACCCUAAAGCUUCGGAACAUCCUGGAUCUCAGCCCCUUCACUGUGACUGACCUGACCCCCAUGGAGAUUGUCGUGGAUAUCUUCCGCAAGCUGGGACUGCGGCAGUGUCUGGUUACACACAAUGGGCGAUUGCUUGGAAUUAUAACCAAGAAGGAUGUAUUAAAGCAUAUAGCACAGAUGGCGAACCAAGAUCCUGAUUCCAUUCUUUUCAACUAGAAUCACAAGAAGGACAUUGCAAACCAUGGAUAUAUUUUAUUGACUGGGUACCCAGAACAUAUUUCCCAUGUUCGAAUGUUGAAAUUAUAUUAGUGUGUUGUGUCUUUCCUACAAGUUAACCAGUUGUAUUGUAUAAUAAUUUCUGGAAAUUAAUCUUCUCUUUAGGAGAAUGAGCAGUUAGGCUUCUGUGAUAUUGCAUUAAGAAGAUUUCAUGAAAGAUUAAACAAGAUUGCUGUGGUUUAAUUCUUUUUCUUAAGAUGAUUUUUUAAUUUAAAACAUAAUUGUUAGCCAAUAUGCAAUCACUGAAAACUAUGCAAGAAAAGUCCAACUGUCCUGACCAAUAGCCUGCAGGAAACUCAUGAAAGUCACUUUUUUUGAACUCUAACUAUCAUUGGUGAAAGAUGAAGUGUAAAUUAAGUGGCUUUACUUUUCCAACCACAGAAAAGAAAGCCAGAAGGAAAAUAGUAAUAGUAUUUUCCAGACUGUGAAAAUUCAUUUCAAAUGUUAUCUUGUUCCUGUUACAAUAUUUAGCAUUAUUAGUUUGUAUGUGUAUGUAUAUGUUAAUUUUAAUAUCUUAUUAUAAGACAAUGCUGCUUUGGUUAAUCUCCUCUAAAUGAAUUUAGAGAAGUUGAUUUUAUAGCUUGCUUGUUUCUGGUACUCCUCAAGUGCACAAAGAUAAGUUAUAGAGAUUUCUCCUUGUCUGCAAGAAGGGUAAUUUUCCAGAUGGUAUUUGUUAGCUAGUAGACAAGGACUUUGCCAUGAAUUUGUUAGAAGCAAGAAAUGAUUUCUCAAGAUGAAUGAUUAGUGAAGUUCUAAGCAAGUCAAUGACUAGGAGUUUUAAAACUUUGUCAGGUUCCAACUCAUCCUCUUACCCAGAUGCCACCUCCGUGAGUGAUGGUGCUUUAGGCUUCUGGAAUAUGUAAGGAUAGUAAAGAGAACCAAGUCUAGGCUGCAUACUGGUAAACUAGGGAAGAUUCUGAGCUGUAUCUGCAUUCUCAUGCAUUCCUUCAUGAAGACAACCAGUACUAACAUAACUGGAUGCUCAUGCCUCCUCCCAGUGUUAAGUACAUAGAAUAGGCCAGUGUUGUCCCGGUGAAUAUGAAUUUUGGCUUGGGGUACUUUCAAAUAUAUUCAAGACAUUGGAACAUAAUAGGCAGCUGUGACUCCCCUGAGGCUCCUUAGAAUCCUAAAUAAAAUGAAGAACCAUCCUAAGAUCCAGGGUGUGGACAAGGCCUGGUGACACCAAAGGUGCUUGUAUCCAAUUGUAAAGGUGCCUGUGUGAAUUUCCUACCACCUUAACUGCAGUAGAAAACAUCACAAUCUAGCGACACCUGGUGGAAUUACAGAGCCACCACCAUUCCAAUGACUGUUUCAUUUUCUACAGUUUUAUCCAUGUGCAGUUGUUCCUCUUCUGUUCUUUGCCCUUUCCUACUCCUCAGUCCCCAGUCCUCUCUUUGGGAUCGAACAUUCUGCCUGGUUAAUCAUUCCUAUUAGAAAAAAUAAUUCCCAUGGCUAGUUAAAUUGUAAACCAAACCUCAGUAAUCUUAUGACACAUGGACCAGAGGUAAUACAUAGCCAUUGGCUUUGCUCUGUAACGAAGUCACUGCUGCCAUGCCUCAAUUUCCACACCAAUGCCCACAGCAGUAAGAAUCAACUGCCAGGGGUGAAAGUUCAGCCUUUCCCAUUUUACAGGUAUUUUCCUAGCACUUCUCUCCAUCCUUCUGGCCUAGAAUCAGCAGUCACUUGGCAUAUAUUUCCCAGCCAUCUACCUUCUCUCCCAAAACACCUCAUACCUCAUUUUAAGAGCUUCUGGUCCUGGAUUGUAGGAUUUUUUUUUUUUACUCUUAGUUCGUAUCUUUUCCAAAUCUGAAUUUAUGGUAUUGCCCAGAACUAGGUAGUCAAGGCUUAUUUGGAUUUUUUAUCUUUAAAAUAUUAAGGCAGUCACCAGAGUUUUUAUUUUAAGUAUAUCACCCUAGUAUUUUCGUGAAAAAGAAAAACUCUCUAGGUUAUAUUGUAUGAAAGUCAUGACUCAGUCUCUUUACAUCUUUUGUUCCUUCCAUGCCACUGAUUUUCUCACAUGAGAUGUGGUUAUUUUGCUCUCCACCCCUCUAUAUUGAGUAGAAACCAAAGUUCUUAUCUGUAUAUUUCUGGUUCACUACCUAACUUUUCUUAUCAGCCACCCAAGUAAAGUUUGCAAAUCAGGAAAUGUUAGUAUUUCUAGUAUUAGAUGACAAUGAAAGAUUUUGUUGCAUUUUGUAGUGCAGCAGUGAUAUGGAGGGUGUCUAAGUUUGCCUUUGUGUUUCUUCUAGGCUCUGUUUUUAAUUUUAGACAGAUGAGCCAGCAUUAAGGUGCUACUUCAAAGACUAAAUUCAAAAAAUCAGAUAACACUGUGCCAAGGUAAACUUUCUAGAUGCUAAGCACCGAUUGGCCCUCCAGAGUAUAAUAUCCUGGUAUUAUUCAUUCCUGAUAAAUCUCAUCCAUUAACCUCAGCUUCUCAGGAAUUCUUGUAACUCAUAUGCUAGAAGUAGCUGUAGUGUAUGGUAUCCAUUAUAUGUCUAAUCCUAUGGUUUGGCUUCAAGGUUGGCUAAUUGUGGCUAGAGUUCCCUGUAGGCUGCUAACUCAGCACCUUAACACUCAGUUUCUUGUCUUGAGGCAAAGGAAAAUGUUCUGACAUUGCUAAUUCAGCAGUUAAAAAUACUUAACCAACAAACAAAGCCAAUAUAGGGAAGUCUGUCAGUAGCAUCAAAUGGCCACAGACUUCAAUGGGGAAAGACAAGAUAAUCUGAUUUUAAAAUGAAUAUGAGUUGAAACUAGUCUCUUUUGGUAUUAAAAAAGAAAAUUGACCAACACAAGGGAAUGAUUUACAAAAGAAUGCUAAUAAAUACUUCAGGAUUUUCCAAGAAAAAAUAUCUGGUAGACAUCCAGCCAUUAAAGGAGUGAGUCUAUAGAUUUGUAAAAAGUCUGCUAUAUUUUGUAUGUUCAGAUCUUCAAUGUAAAAAAUUAAAGGAGCCCAAGUAGUUAAUAGAUGAUUAGUUAUACCUUUGGAGGGAAGAAUCAGGGGACUGAAAAUGUUAAAUAAUGUCCACUUUCAAAAUCAUUUGUUUUUAGAAGUUUGUUCAGAUUCUCUCCUUUCUGGCUCUGGCAUCAUUCUGGCUCAGCCCAGCUAUAGAACAGAGGUGGUAUAGUGCACCUAACAGAUAUUCUCUGGUGAAUAAUUUGAUAUUGACAGUACUUUGAUUUUGCCAGCUGGCAGAGCAAAUGAUUAAUUUGCUGAUUUAACUGCAAAGCAGUUCAAUUGUUUUGGUACAAAAGGCUGAAUUUGAACCCUUUACAGGAAGAGCAGAGCACAGUAUAAAUUUCUGUAGUCAGCCCCCAAUUGUGUUUGAACAUGAGAAUGAUAAAGUAAUGGAGACUUGGUAUGGUCUAAGGCUGUUAAGUAAUUCUCAAUCACGUUAAGAAACUGUUCAGGUUAGAGGGAGCAAAUAUGUUGUUAAAAACUUAGCAUGCAAUAGAGGUCACCAUGGAAUGUAAUUGUUGCUGUAUGUUUUAAGUAUUUGAAUCACCCAUCCUGGUUGGGUCUUGAUAUUGGUUUGUUCUGUUGGGUGAUGAGAAGGAAAGUGUACUUGUUAUCCUACAGUAUCUUUUUAAAAAAAUAAAUUAUAAGGAGUGCACUUUUUUAAGCUGAGUUUUUAAUGACUGUGAAGACAAUAUUGAGAAUUUGAAAUAGCCAGUGUAUUUUAUAUCACCAGAGUACAUACUGAUGACUGACCACGUGCUGUGAAGAAUCAAUUUACCUACAUUGGCAGUAUUUACCUACAUGAGUUCAGAGAAAACAAAAGAGCAUCUUUCAUGACAGUGCAUAGAGUAUUGAGCUUUUGAAAACCCUGAGAAAAAUUAGGAAUUUAGAAAAUAAACAGGAGAUAGAAUAUUGAGUCUUUUAAAACAUAAAUGUCUAUAUAUGUGCUCUGAACUUAAUUAUUCUAAAAUCUUGAUUUUUUUUUUACCACUUCUGGGAUUGCCUGUAUUUACUUUGGAGAGGGAAUGGAGAGUUAUGGUAAUGGAAAAGCCAUAGUAGGAAAAUAUAUGAGUUUGUGUAAGAUGGUGGAAGGAAGGCCAGCCAUAUAUCCUGGCAUUUAUAAACCACUUGAUCAUGUGCCUCAAGGGAACAAGAAGUCAAAUAGUCUCCAAAAGACCAGGCUUUCCAAGCAAAAGGAUUUAGCUGGAGUAAGUCUACUUUUAUGGAAAGAGUUGAUAUAGGGCAAGACACUUACUCAUGUAGGAGGGGAGCCACUACUGCCAUUGCCUAAAUGAUAAGCUUUUGGUAGAUUGUCUUGAAUUUUGAUAGCAAAAUAUUUUUAAAUCCAUAUUUUUAGUCUCUCCAGUAUGUAGUUGUAUAUUAGAAAGAAAAAGGUGAAAUUUUCUCAGCUCAGAGCUCAGGGAGCUGUAUAAAUUUGAAGUGAAAUCAGUGUAAUGUACCUGUGGUGACCACUCGACUUUGCUCUGCUUCAAUUUCAGUUGUUUGCUCUAAGGAGAGAAGUUCUUGGAAUAGCAGGUGUUAGCAAAUUCAGGUUAUUCCACAAACGUUUGCUGGCUACAGUCUCAUUUCUGAACACCUGGAUCUGGGCAAAAUUUUCAAGUGAUGUAGGAAACAAAAUUGUUUUUUCCACUGUGUAGUAAUCACCCAAGAAAGAAAGUAUUCUAUGUUUGCAGUUUGCAUUUCUUGGAUGGGGUCUCUUGGGACUCACCCAGCCCAAUCCCACAGUCAUACAUUCCUACCUCUAAGUUCCUGCCAAAGGGUCUUCAGCCUCUGUUUGCACACUCAUGGAGUGAAUGAAUGCCUUGCCUAAAGAAAGGCAUGUAGCAGUAUAAUAUUAUGAGGGUUUUUAAAAAAUGAUCUCUGCCUCUCCUUUCUCCUUCUAUCCCACCUUCUUUCCCUUUCUUCCCCACUACCUCUCUCUUUCUCUCACCCUUCCCCUAAAUUCAAAACUUUCUCAAUUAUUACAAGCAUAUUGUUUCAAAUGUGAACCUUGGAGAAAGAAGAGGAUCAUUCUGAAAGUAGAGAAUGAAAGAUAAUUCUCUGGGUUGAGAAGGCCAAUGGAGCUUUGCUCCACUGUUGGUGCAAAAGCCAGUGGUAUGUAUUGGGAGUGUCAAGGACUUUAGCAUCCUGAUGUCAGAUUUAUAUUCAUUGCUAAACCUUAGUAUAAUCUACUAGUUCAAGCCUAUUGAAAGUCAGCACCAGUCUAGGAUUUGGUAAGUGAAAUGCCAUCUGGCAAAAUGCGGACAAGGGAAUGGCCUGACAUGGUUUUAUCAGGGUAGAAAUCUUCAGCCUCAUUAUCAUAUUGAGUGUACCUCAAAAUAUAUGGUCACUUAAGAGUGUUCCUUUUCCCUCCUUCAUUUUACUUUAUUGCUUCUCCCUUUCUCUUCCAUUGUCCUGCCUUUUUAGUACUCAGCUUUUUAAUAAGUAUGUACUUUUAAAAUAUGUAUUUGGUCUUUUGGGACUAUGUAAUGAUUAAGAAUUAAUUUCAUUCUAGAUAAAAUGAUGUGUUCAAUAUUUUGUUAUUUUAAACUAUCUUUUGAGUUAUGCUGUUGGUAACUAGGUACAGGCCAGAAAGGUGUUGAGCCUGACAGACAGUACCCUGGUCAUAUCACACUUAAGGAUGGCAUUGAUGUCAUGGUAGUGACUCUUCUUCAUUUGACCAAGGCCAGCAUCCUGCUCUUACCUCUAUCCAUUCAUUUCUGGCUAUGGGAGAAAUACCACACCCUUUAGGUGAGCCAGUGAGGCUAGGAGGAUCAGAGGGUUUAGCCCAUGGACCACUAUGUGAAUAUCUCUGAAAUAAGCUCAUGUGUAGUGCAGGCUCCAACUGCAGUAGCCAAAGAAAAUCUGUCUGACUCAACAUUUAGUUCCUAAGAUUUGGUAGAAGUUUUGCUGAAGCUAACCUGUAGACACCAACUAGGCAUACAGAAACUAGCACCAACCAAAGCUAAUGUAGCCUGAGUUUCCACAGGAAGCUUGGUGUUGAGCUGUUCAGAGCAUUUAUUUAUUUGAGUGUUGCCAACCCUAUAGUCAUGCUUUCUUAGCUUUAUUCUAAUUUUUAGAGAUGUUGGUCCCCAUUCAUAGGCACAGCCUGUACCAAAGCUGUGAGUCCUGCUCACUUCAUUCUACUCCUUGGUCAUGUAUAGCAACAGUCUAAAAAGGAAGACAUGGGCUGGGGAGUUAGGAGACUGGGUUUCUAUUCCUUAUGCUUCUACUAACUAGCCUCAAGAUCUUAACCGUUCUGUGCCUCAGUGUUCCCAUCUGCAAAAUGGGGAUAGUGUUAAUUGCCCUACCUACCUCACAGGGUUGUUGUGAGGAUAAAUUGAGACAAUGAAUGGAAAGUAUUUUGACUAGUAAGUGCUAUGCAAAUUGUAUGAAAUGGAAACAAUCAUGUUAAAGGCAAUGGAAUGGACAUUGGCAAAAGGUUUAAUGGGAUUGUCUAGCCCUUUCUCUGUGUGGCUCAAACCCAGGUCGCCAUUGCUUUAUACAUUUCCACUUAGCACAGAUUUUGUAAUUAUGCAUGUAAUAAAGCACAGCUUUAUCCAA
Messenger RNA from Phyllostomus hastatus (greater spear-nosed bat), 9332 nucleotides. It is a transcript of the gene CLCN5, whose product is annotated as chloride voltage-gated channel 5. Lineage: Eukaryota; Metazoa; Chordata; Mammalia; Chiroptera; Phyllostomidae. The record is from RefSeq and is a predicted model, not a curated record. Gene Ontology annotation, biological process: chloride transport; transmembrane transport. Gene Ontology annotation, cellular component: membrane; early endosome; synaptic vesicle. Bases 323 to 2752 code for a protein of 809 amino acids. Gene Ontology annotation, molecular function: voltage-gated chloride channel activity. The transcript has 15 exons.